AUGGGUUGCUGGAUCCUGGUGUAUAUGAUCCAAAGAGAUGGGACAGCACUCAGCAGACAUAUGGCUGAGAGGGCCCGAGGAAUCAAGGCUGAGAGGGCCCGAGGAAUCAAGGCUGAGAGGGCCCGAGGAAUCAAGGCUGAGAGGGCCCGAGGAAUCAAGGCUGAGAGGGCCCGAGGAAUCAAGGCUGAGAGGGCCCGAGGAAUCAAGGCUGAGAGGGCCCGAGGAAUCAAGGCUGGGAGGGCCCGAGGAAUCAAGGCUGGGAGGGCCCGAGGAAUCAAGGCUGAGAGGGCCCGAGGAAUCAAGGCUGAGAGGGCCCGAGGAAUCAAGGCUGAGAGGGCCCGAGGAAUCAAGGCUGAGAGGGCCCGAGGAAUCAAGGCUGAGAGGGCCCGAGGAAUCAAGGCUGAGAGGGCCCGAGGAAUCAAGGCUGAGAGGGCCCGAGGAAUCAAGGCUGGGAGGGCCCGAGGAAUCAAGGCUGGGAGGGCCCGAGGAAUCAAGGCUGGGAGGGCCCGAGGAAUCAAGGCUGGGAGGGCCCGAGGAAUCAAGGCGGACACUGUUUGA
This is a messenger RNA of Oncorhynchus tshawytscha (Chinook salmon), 558 nucleotides long. RefSeq names its product octapeptide-repeat protein T2-like. The record is from RefSeq and is a predicted model, not a curated record. The coding region runs from base 1 to 558 and encodes 185 amino acids. NCBI's taxonomy places the organism in Eukaryota, Metazoa, Chordata, Actinopteri, Salmoniformes, Salmonidae. The transcript has 3 exons.